Zingiber officinale is the source of this 1422-nucleotide messenger RNA. Its product is annotated as glycosylinositol phosphorylceramide mannosyl transferase 1-like. Lineage: Eukaryota; Viridiplantae; Streptophyta; Magnoliopsida; Zingiberales; Zingiberaceae. Bases 53 to 1189 code for a protein of 378 amino acids. The transcript has 5 exons. The record is from RefSeq and is a predicted model, not a curated record. Gene Ontology annotation, cellular component: membrane. Gene Ontology annotation, molecular function: glycosyltransferase activity.
AAUGGAAAACAACCGACAGGAAGAGAAAUGGCGGAAGCAAGCAGCGGCCUAAAUGCGAGGCUUGAGAACUAAUUAUAUAAACGGCGUGGGUUGUCAACAAAGCGUCGAAUCUAGCUCGUCCUCUCUGUUCCACCUCAACGCCGUCCCAAGUUUCCUGCAGGUGAUGAGAGGAGGUGGCAGCGGCGUCGGCAGCGGCGGAGGCAGUCCUCUGCUCCCCUCCUCCGGUGUCGGCGGCCGGAGAGCGCCACUCAAGUUCCGUCAGACAAAGUUCCGGGCGUUCCCUUCAUGGACCCUCUCCUUCUUCCUCUUCGUCCUCCUGCUGCUCUUUGUCGUCGCUGGCCAGAGGCGCCGACUCCCCCGCUACGAAACGUCGCCGCCGCCUUCCGGGAGUGGCUACACUGUUUUGAUCAACACUUGGAAAAGAAAUGACCUCCUCAAGCAAUCUGUGAGUCACUAUUCCUCCUGCGACGGCGUGGAAUCCAUCCACAUCGUGUGGAGCGAGCCCGAUCGGCCUUCGGAUUCUCUGCGCGAGUCGCUGCGCCAAGCGGCGCAGCAGAAUUCCAAGAACUGCGAUGGGGCCGUCGAUCUCAAGUUCGAUCUGAACGAGGCAGAUAGCUUGAACAACAGGUUCAGGGACAUCAAGGACUUGAAGACUGACGCUGUCUUUUCCAUCGACGACGACGUCCUCUUUCCUUGCGCUUCCAUGGACUUGGCUUUCAGCGUCUGGCAGAGCGCCCCCACCGCCAUGGUUGGCUUCGUUCCCCGGAUGCAUUGGCUGGACAAUGAGAUGAGGAACCGCGACAGAGAGUAUUACAAGUACGGAGGGUGGUGGUCAGUGUGGUGGACCGGCACUUACAGCAUGGUGCUCUCCAAGGCUGCAUUCUUCCACAAGAAGUACCUUGAUCUUUACACAAACCACAUGCCUGAAUCCAUCAGACAGUAUGUCACCAAAUACAGAAACUGUGAAGACAUUGCAAUGUCAUUUCUAUCUGCAAACGCAACGGGUGCUCCGCCAAUAUGGGUGAAAGGGAGAAUAUUUGAGAUUGGAUCGAGUGGCAUUAGCAGUUUGGGAGGACAUAGCCAGAGAAGAACUCAUUGUCUCAAUUUGUUUGCUAAAAUUUACGGGGAGAUGCCUUUGGUGGCUACAAAUAUGAAGGUUGUAGAUAGUAGGCAUAGUUGGUUUUGGUGAUGAGGUAGGCAUACUUGGCUUUGCUGAUGUAUAUCGUUUAGGACUUUAUUUAUUUAUUUUUCCUUCUUAUUCCAUGAUAUUUGUAUAGAAAAAAAUGGGAUAUUUUGAGUAAAGUUUAGGUAAGAGUAUUGAGGGAAAUUUCUUCCAUUAUUUUUGUUUGAUAAGUUAAACCUAUUUAAACUUGUGUAACUUGUAUAAUAUACUAAAACAAAUUUAAGUGAUUGUGUUUGGUA